AUGCAACAUGUGCUACGAUUCUUUGUUACCAUUUGUAUAAUAUUUCUAGGUUUAUAUCUGAUAAAAUGGAGAGUAAUUGCGAAAAAUGCAAACGUAUCAAUAUUGUUGGUAACAGCUAUUCCACCUUCAUCGUGUAAAGGUCCUCAUGGAGAUUUCGUCAAUAUUCAAUCUAUCAAAAACAAAUUACAAUAUUGUCAAAUGAAAGGAUUUUCAUUUCAUUUCAACAUGUUUAAAGUUGAUCCAUUAUUGACCGGUGCAUGGAACAAAAUAGCAUUGUUACUUUAUAUACUAGAAAAUAAUUUAAAUUAUGAUUGGAUUCUAUGGUUUGAUAUUGAUACAUUAAUACUUGAUAUGAAUUUUGAUAUCCCUUUUCAUGAUUACAUAUCAUAUGAUCUUAUUUUAUAUGGUGAUCAUUAUAAAUUAUACAACGAAACGGAUUCUUUAUUGGGAAUAAAUAGUGGUGUUAUGUUCAUACGAAAUAAUGAAUGGUCAAGAAAUUUGAUGAAACAAGUCUUGGAUUUAGGUAAAUAUGGAGAAGAAAAAAUGAAAUCAACUCUGAAAAAUUAUAGACGACAUUUAGUCGAUCAAAAUGCAUUUGCUACUUUAUUGCACGAAGAUAUAACAUUUCGACGUAGAGUCUUUUUUGAACAAAAAUUUGGCAUAAAUUAUUACUGGGAAGAAGCAAAGAAACUGCAAGAAUGGCGUCCUUUCGUUUUACACUUUGCGGGAUGUGAAUUUUGUGAUGGUAUUUAUAAACAAGAAAAAGAAAAGUGUUUUCCCUAUUGGAACAAAUAUUUUCCGAAUUCAACUGAACAUUUUUCUAAAGGAUUAAUUUAA
Messenger RNA from Adineta ricciae, 837 nucleotides. The record is from the annotation of a GenBank genome assembly. Lineage: Eukaryota; Metazoa; Rotifera; Eurotatoria; Adinetida; Adinetidae.